Molecule: messenger RNA, 10382 nt
Organism: Microcebus murinus (gray mouse lemur)
Lineage: Eukaryota; Metazoa; Chordata; Mammalia; Primates; Cheirogaleidae
Source: RefSeq, a predicted model, not a curated record
UUACUUUGCUUCCUUGGAAUAUUUUUAAUUCACGAAAUACAUAUUCUGAAAAUAUAAAACUAUGUACCACUCUUAUUAAAUUUAACUGUCAAAUCGUGUAUCCAGUUUUCAAAUCAGGCUCUUCACUCUUAUCUAGUAAUAGAGCACAUCCAAACAUAUUUCUGGUAUGCAUUAAUAGGAUUUGGCAUUUUAAGAAAAAUGUUUAUUCUUUUCAUUAUUUUUUUUUACUGCAGCAAUUUGAUUUAGAUAAUCAAAUGUCGCUGGUAUUUCUCAUUCAGGAGCAUUCUUUGGGAUCGACCGUGAUGACACAGAGAAGUGGAGAGGUUUACAGUGGGAAUCCACAUCAGAGUAUACCUGGAUGGCAGGGGUUUAGAAGGAGGUUUGAUUUGAAAUCUAAUGAAAGAGUGAAACACUGGCUUGAGAACUCAGUUGUCUGUCAAUCCCUGCACCCACCCAGUGAAGCCCUGUCCUCCUAGUUUGCGUGAUUGACAGUGGAAAGAACUGGAGUCAGGUUAGAGGAAGACAGCCCACGAUUGUGUGUCUCAUUCUGAUCUUUUUAGACUUAUUAAAAGAAAAUAAUAAUGUAGCUGAAUGCAGUGGCAAACAAAAGGCAGCAUUUCUCACUUCAUAACUGUCAGGGAAACAAUAGAUAUACCUCCAGAUAAUAUAAAUAUUCUGCCAAUUCUGCUGUGGAAGAAAGCAACACGCAGUCUAAGAUGAUAAGAUGUGUUCCUAACAAAAGAAUGUCAGUAGAUGCAAAUCUAGAAGGUUUGUGUUCUACUCAGUUUGUUAUAUUGAAAGUCAGGAAUUGUGCCUCAUUCCGUUAAAAUGAUUGAGAGGUUCUGAAUCUUAGUCAACAGCGAGGAUAUUCUCCUUCAAAUGUAAAUAUGGUCAUUCAUUCAUUCAUUCAUUCAUUCAUUUCAUCCACUCCAUCCCUCUCCCCUCCUCCCUCUCACACUGUACCUGUCAUGGUGUCUUAGGUAAAGUAAAUGUUGAAUACAGGAGAUACUUAUUCUAGGCUGGGAAGAGAACUAGAGAGGAAACUAGGGGUGGGAGAUGGAGGAAGGGCUGGGCACCAAUAGUAAAGCAGGACCAUGGACAGGACUGGGGCACUGACAGACCAGGAGGGAGGACGAGGGAGGUCAUCCCUGUAGUCUCUCCAUGUUUGGAGACUAUUCUCUCCAUCUUUCUUUGCAACUUCCCCAUUUCAACAGCAGAACGCAUGAAGGGAUGACCUGGGAUCAGGUCUGAGUGACAUGCAGGUCACACUGUUCACACUGCACCAAAAUCUCCCUGUAAUAAGAAAUUUUCAGAACUGAACCACACUUACCUUACCAAAACCCAUAAAUGCUCAUUUCAGAUGAAUUGCUUGUUCUAUUUCUAAUUCAGGUAAGUUAUUUGAAUUUUAACAUCACUACAACAAACACACAGAUUUGUUUGGUGUAAACUGGGAAGACUAUGGGAAGAGCAAGUCAAUUGAUUUGUAUUUGAUCAGACACUGACUUGGGUGUCAUUUUAGCAAAAAUUUUUUAUUCACUACUAUUUGCAGUUUUGCCUUUACUUUUCAAUUUGCUUUGUUCAGGAAGGAAUGUAAAGCUCAAGGUUUGGCAUAAAUAAGCUAACAUUUUUACAGUGAACUGGAUAAAUAUCUUUCACAGUCUAUAUCCAUCUGUCUUUUUUUUCUAACUUUCUUUCUCUUUGGUUAUAGGCCAAGACAGAAGAGAGAACUCUCACCACCACAUUGCAAAGGGAAUACAUUGCCAGAAUUUGGAAUACUCUUUUGGACAAACAUUUCUCCCGGGAGGAUGGAGCCCUCGGCACCCCCACGCCGCCACCUUUGAAGGACCGAUUCCGUCAGCUUGUGCGAGUCCCUGCUCCCACCAUGGGACCUGCAGGCGGCGUGCUGAGCGGGGGACAGAUGCAGGUCGUCCUGUGGGGGAGUCUGGCAGCUGUCGCCACUUUCUUCCUCAUCACCUUCCUCAUCUUCCUGUGCUCUAGUUGCGAUAGGGAAAAGAAGCCGAGACAGCACAGCGGAGACCAUGAGAACCUGAUGAACGUGCCUUCAGACAAGGAGAUGUUCAGCCGUUCAGUUACCAGCCUGGCCACAGACGCACCUGCCAGCAGCGAGCAGAACGGGGCGCUCACCAACGGGGACAUUCUUUCAGAGGACAGCACCCUGACCUGCAUGCAACACUACGAGGAAGUGCAGACCUCAGCUUCGGAUCUCUUGGACUCCCAGGACAGCACGGGGAAGCCGAAGUGUCAUCAGAGUCGGGAGCUGCCCAGAAUCCCUCCUGAGAGCGCGGUGGACACCAUGCUCACGGCAAGAAGCGCGGAUGGGGACCCGGGGCCGGGCAUGGAAGGGCCGUACGAAGUGCUCAAGGACAGCUCCUCCCAAGAAAACAUGGUGGAGGACUGCCUGUACGAGACCGUGAAAGAAAUCAAGGAGGUGGCGGCAGCCGCACACCUGGAGAAAGGCCACGGAGGCAAGUCCAAGUCUACUUCUACCUUGAAGGAGCUGCCCGGGCCCCACACCGAGGGCAGGGCCGAGUUCGCUGAGUAUGCCUCCGUGGACAGAAACAAGAAGUGUCGCCAAAGUGUGAACGCAGAGGGUCUUCUCGGCAAUUCCUGUGAUCAGGAAGAGGAGGCGCCGCCACCUGUCCCUGUCAAACUCCUGGAUGAGAAUGAAAACCUUCAGGAGAAGGAAGGGAGAGAGGCAGGGCAAGAAAGAGCCACGGAGAGGACCACUGAAACCAACAAGAGAUUUAGUUCAUUGUCCUACAAGUCUCGGGAAGAAGACCCAAAUCUCACAGAAGAAGAAAUCUCAGCCAUGUACUCAUCAGUGAAUAAACCUGCGCAGUUGCUCAAAGCACCAGAGUCCACCUACACCUCCAUUCCAGGGGCCCCUCAGAGGUCACCCUCCUCCUGCAAUGACCUCUAUGCCACUGUGAAAGACUUUGAAAACGCUCCGCACAGCACACUUCCACCGGCAGGGAGACCCAGCGAGGAGCCGGAGCCCGAUUACGAAGCAAUACAGACUCUAAACAGAGAGGAAGAAAAGGGCCCCCCGGGGACCAACGGCCACCACGGCGUCCCAAAGGAGAACGACUACGAGAGCAUUAGUGACUUGCAGCAAGGCAGAGAUAUCACCAGGCUCUAGCAACCCGGAAGACAACCCCAGACAGCCUGCGGUCGGCAUCCGGGGACAUUUCUUCUGUGGGAGAGAAGUGGUGACACACACCUAUACCUUAUAUGCUGCUUUAGUCACCUGAAGAGAGUUGGAGGUGCCGGGACCGUUUCCCCAGUUUUUCAGUUUCUGAGACAGAGAGGAGGCACAGAGCUGGCUGCGCCCGAGGGUGUCCCCGCCUGCCAAGGGGGACAGGCACACCUGGGCACGUCUCCCUUACGUACCCCGCCCUCCACAGAAGACCUGGUGUCGUGGUCUCCUUCCACCACAGCUCCCCCGGCCUGAAAUACUGCCAUUUGGAAGAGCCAGGUUUUUCUUCCUCUCUUCCCUUUUCUCUGUCUGCCACUGACUUUAAAAUGUAAGGCUUUUCCCCCUUGAAAUUUUUUUAUUUCAAUGGUUCAUUCCAAGGAAAUUCUCCCAUGAGGCUUGCCCAUAGGUGUUUUAGGAUGGUGAGAGGCCAUGGUCGCUGGUCACCGCGCAGCAUGCCGGUCCUCUUCCAAGAGCCGUGUGCCAGCACCUGGGAAUGUGACCCCUCUGGAGGGACAGGAGGAAGGAGGGACAUCCUGGAGUCUCUUCGGGCUUUGUUCCUUCUUAUUCUGGCACUGUACUACGUCAGCGGCCUCUCCCCAAAGUACUUGAAGUCCGUUUUAGAUGCUGCCUUUUAUUUUUCUAGUCACAACUUUUUUUUUCCCCAGUGUUUGAAAACGCGUGAGAGCCUUUUCAGUAUUUUCAAUGAAUAUUGCGGUACUUCUAUACGUGUUUAAGCCCAGAGCUCAUUCCUUCAAAACAGAGAGCCUUAAUCUUUACGUUGGGACGCAGACCACGCACUUGGACAGCAGCCAUGCCUCCGUCUCUGAAGGGCUGUGGACACGAAUCUGUAUUCCCAUGAUCUCUGCUGCCCACACCCACAGUGUGCGGUCAUGUAAGUCCACUGCUACCCUAAGGUAAUCUAUCUGAGAUUAAAGUGUAAACAUUUAUUUUUGUUAUAUAAAUUUAUAAGAUGUUUUAUGUUUAAUGCCUAAUUUCUCGAAAGUGCCAGAAAAAAAAAAUGUAUAUUAACUAUUUUGAUUUUAUGUACGAUGAUUUAUACUCUCAUUUUGAAAAGACAUCAUAAAGCACAUAAGCUAGAUGAUGACAAGUAGUUGUUAUCUUUUUUCUAACCAAGUAUUUAAAACAUUGAAGGUUUUUAAAGACUCGCCGUUUCAAAUGGUACUUGGAGCUCCUGGUCCAAAUCACCUACACCACUGGUGAAAGUAGUGGAAUAGACAGAAAUGAUCAUUUUCAGUGGUUUGUGGUGGGCAUUAUUGAAAUAUGUGAAAUGGUAAAAUGAAAAGAAGAACAAAAUAUGAUGAGAGGUGACUGAAUUAUGAACGUCAUAAUUUCAUUUAUGUUUAAUUACAUUUUUUUUAGAAAACAGUGAUGCAUUCUGCAGUCCAUUGCUUGCCAAAUGCAGAUUGCCCCUAUUGGAAUUUUUUUCCUUCAUUUUACAAAAAUCAGUGGCCGAAAUAACUCUGAUUUAGAGUUCAGCCCUGGUUUGAAUUUAAUCAUCUCUUUAGAUCUCAUAAGGCCAACAUCGGAAAACUUGUUCGCUUUUCAUUUUAAAAAUCGCCUGGUUGAAGUGCUAUUACGAAGUGUGGGCUAUGGAAAGGCAGCUUUUCCUACACUGAUAAAGAAAAACUGAGGUAAUUAUUCCAUCCCACUGUGACAUCUGUGACUUUUCAGAUUUAAUAAUCUUGCUGUUUUCCCUCUUUAUGACAAAGAAUGCAAUUAGAAAGAUGAAGCAUCUUGAAAAUGGUAGAGACCAGCUCACUGGCAUGUUUUUCCAUGGCUCGAUGUUGUGACGCUCUGUAUUGCAUUUCUGAAAUUGUAAAGUGAGCUUAUGUUGGGGUGAACUGGUUGGUUGUCAUUAUAUUUCAGUCAAUCUAGUCUCUCCCACAAAGACAUCAUGUGCAUAAGCACGAUCAUCAUUGAUUAGAAGAUAUACCCAGAAUACCCUUGGAUUAAAGAGAAGUUGAUAAAGCGCAAGGCACGUCCUCUCUGAAUUCAGAUCUUUCAUGAGCACUGCUUUGCCCGGUGAUUUCCACCACUUUGUAUUAAUGACUCUGACCCAGCAAUCUCUGACAUCAGGGGGUUGCUUCAGUGCAUGGGAAUGGCCACGUCACGUUGCCCUCCUAGCAUUGUACGUGCCAUAGUCACAUCCUUUAUAGACACCUUACAGCUUAAAAAAUUUAUUGCACUUCAUGUCUUAUUUGUCACCAGGGAAGUAGAUACGAUAUCUAAAGUAUAAAACCUUUUCUGCAGAGAGAAACUCAUUACAAGUGAUCGUGUCAUCUUGAAAUUUCGUUAUCAGAAUUUUCCCCAGAAGUUUUCAAACAUAGGCCAUGCAGUUAUAGCCAUAAAAUAUUCACUGAAAUAUCUUUUCUAAUUUGGGAAACAGUUGGUAAGAAUAACUUGUGGUAUGAAGUGUUCUAAGUAUACUUUAAAAGGAGGUAUAAGGCCCUCCAGCAAAAACCCUAAAAGAAUAAAUGAUAGCACAGUUCAUGAAGGUUGGGGAAGUGGAGCAAACCUUAGAAAGAAGACUCUGCUCUUUAGAGCAUAGGUACUUUUCUGAAAAGUACCUAUUUUUGUGUAUUUAUUGAUGUGUCAUUACUGUUUGACCUCAUACUACAGUUUUUAAUAAAUAUUAUCACAUUUACUUUGUUCAGUAUCUGUGCUUGAAUCUUUGUGUUGAACAACAGCCCAUGGCUUCUUUAAAAAAAUUUCAUCUUGAGCUAAAUGCUGUAGAGAUUAAAUGUAUUAAAAGAUAAUUAUCAAAGACAGAAUUUACUAUAUAUUUAAAAUUCAACUUUGACAUCCAUAUUAUACAUCCAAUUAUAGUAACCUAGGUUAUGUGAAAUUAUAUAAAAAGAUAAAUUUUAGGAAAAUUUUUUUGUCAUAUAAAUCAGAAUUAUAUAUAUAUCUUGGUUAAAACUGGGGUCUUUGAUUUUAUUCAGAUAUUUUGAAGGCUUAGAAGUAUUUUUGUGCCACUUUUAAUAUUUCUUAAAUAUAGUCAGCAGGAAAGUACAAUGUGUUUUAUAGGAAAUAUUUGAGAAGAUCUUAAAUUCUAGAAGAAAAUAAUUUUUGCAAGUAUCUUGACUACAUAUAUUUUUUUUUCUGUUCUGAACUAAAUUAAAUUACAUCAUUAGGUCUGCUAAAGCUUUUGAAACUAUCACUAUUCUUUGUGGGGAAAAAGGCUAAUUACUGAUUUAUCUGCCCUCAAAAUCCCAGAGUUAAUUCUAAUUGAGUGCUAAAUUAAUAGUAAGUAGUUAAAGAACUAAAAUUUAACCGCAUUAUGUCACUAUAUUUCUCUUGAUUUUUAUUUUGCUAAUUAGAGCAUUUACUUACCUACACCAGUAAUAAACUAUAUAUAUAUAUACACACACACACACAUACAUACAUACAGAUAUGUGUAUGUGUGUGUGUGUGUGUAUAGGUGACUCUGGCACAACUCUGGUGCUUAAUUAGGAUAUGUUCUAUUAUGUAUUUUGAAUGUUUAUCCUGCUAGUGUGAUGAGCUUUUGUCAGAAAAACAGAAUCAGAAGAAACAGUUCUCCAAUAGUUUUCAUUUACUAAUUACAGGAAGACCUGGAGUUGCUGUCAUUUAAUUUUGUAAUCAAUACAAUCAGAUUUUAAAUUGUGUCCAUAAUUCUCUUGGCUGAAAAACAGUGGUAUUUUAAGACGGAUUUGUUAGACAUGUGACUCACUACAUAGUCAACCUGAGAGAAGGACAUGUAAAAAGGUGUACUUCUCAGGUAAGUAUCUGAGAAGAGAUUUGGCCUAAAGUAACAAGAGAAUAACCUUAGUGAGCCAGGCCAAGGUCAAGGUGCCCCGCCAGGUAGCAAUAGCCAAAGCCAGUCACCACGUGGUGAUAUUGUUUCAUUCCCUUUAAAAACUACAAGGUUUUACAAGUAGUGUGAAAUAUCAACAGGCAGUGAAGCAAUAGGAUGUGCAAAACAACUGUUCUGAGAUGAUGCCAUGGCUAUAAUUACAGAACUUCAGUUCAAUACUGAAGCAGGGCUUUGUAAAUGAGCAAAGGACAUUUUUUAUCAGUGCUCCUUGUAAUAGUUAACAGGAGUUCAUGUAAUCUAGCGCUGCCAUUCUUCUAAAAGUGUUGAUUUCUGGUACCCCGCCAGCCUAGCUUUGCUGCCGGAAGCACAGUCGGUACUGAUGGUUAAUUCCUGGAAAUCUUGACAAGGCUUAUUGUACUUUGUAAUUGGGAAAAGUUAAAGUGUAAUGUUUGGUGUUAAUAAGUGACUGAUGUGAAAAAAGGAACAUUGUGUCUAUAAUAUCAAAUGUGGCUUUAUUCGCAGUGAAAUCUAAAUUUCUUAUUCUGUAGUAGUGUUUUCUUGCUCUGUAUUAUAUCUUUAAAAAAAAAUACAUUAUUCCUGACAGUGGCAUUAGACAAGUUGAGCACACUUAGACUGAAAGUAUUUGACUUAAAGAGAUAAGUCCAGCAACAAUGAUAAAUUAGAAUCUUUAUCUGGAAAUACCAAAUUAAAUUUAGAAAUGAUGGUACAGAAGAGAACAAACAUUCGUGUUUCUUUUAUCCUCCUCCUCAUUUUAACACCUGUGUUUACAUCCAGUCUCAAAUAUUUGUAAAGUAUUUUGUUAUUUUUCUUUUUUUAUUUAACCUAGAAAUAGUAUUUCAAAUUCUUCUUAAUAUCAGGUGAAAUAAGAAAUAUAAUUUUUGUUAAAAAGACAUUUUUUAAAAAGCAUUCACUUUGGUGACCAUGUAUCUUAAUGCAGGAAGGUUUUCCUUUGCUUGCCACUUACAUACUGUGGGCAUUUUUCAAAAAUGUAUCGUGCUCUGGUCGUCUCAUAUCAUUUGGCAUAAUGUAUUACAAAUGUUGAUAAUUGUCAUCCCUCAGACUUCUGUGUGUUAAAUUGGCAACAGUGUAAAACAUUUUAAGGUUACCUUUUAAAUAAUUGUGUUGUAUUAACAUACCUCACGUUUUCUGAGGAAAUUUGAAAUAUAGCUGAACAAACAAAAGUCUAUUAUAAAUAGGAAUUGGCAUUUCCUUGUUCAUGCAUUUUUUUCCUCAUAAAAAUAGUUACCCCAAAAGUGAUGUAUUGUCUAUUAGGUGGGCCUGAUCGGGUUUAAAGUACUCCCCUUACUCAAAAAUAUUAAGAAAUAAUUCAUGACACUUAAUAGCAUUUUUACUCAUUGUCUCAAAAGGUCUUUGUAAUGGUCAAAAUGUUCAAUUCACAGAAGAGUGGAAAAGUUGUUUUCAGUGUUGGGAAUUUUUAAACCUUAAUUGUAAGUCCAAAAAUAUCUCUUAUUAGCUUCAACAUCUUAUGAUUUUUUUUUUUCUCCUUCCUGACUCCAGUCCUUCUUUAAAAGUCUAAAGGAUAAAUGUAUGAAGUCACUAUUUCUUCCCCCUUAUUUUGGCUACUUGAGCACACAUGGCCUGUUACUUUGCACAGCACUGCCUCUGGGUCUCCUCCCCACCCCAGCGCCUCUGUGUCUGCCAUUCAUGCAUGGGACGUCCCAUUACAUCUUUUCCAGGCCAGAUCACAAGUCUCCCAUAAUUAAGAUCCCACCAGCAGACAGCUCUGUCCACCUUACAUUUCCCUGCUUCACAGGCUGCCAAGAACAGGCCACAGGUCCACAUAUGGAAGCAGAUGCUGGUGGUAUUUGUCAUGAGUUUUGCCAAACCAUGUCCACCCUCUUGCUCCCCUCUUUCGUGAGAAUGGUUGACACUAAGGAGCCAUAGGCUUCUCUUGUUUUCCCUGGAGCCAUACUAGAACCCAAAUGUCUAUGUGCUGCUCUGUGGCUGCCUACUGAUGGCCUGGAAGACACAGUGCCCCGUGGCAAUGCUUGUCUCUUGGGGAGCAGCAGUGUGAAAAAGCAUCAGAAAGGCUGAAUUCUACAUUCAAGUUAACACACAUUUGUGAGCAUUCUGUAUGCUUCAGAUCCUGACACUUUUUAAAAAAAAAAAAAAAUCAUCUUUUAUUUCUGAGUACCAACUCCAUAUUUGACUCUGGAGCAGGAGGGGAGACUAGAAGCAAAAUUUGGACUAAGUGACACAGACAAGAUUUCCUGUCCCUGUGUGUCACUCUGGAAAAUGUCUUAUCCGGACUCCCUAUCUGCCACUCUGAAUCUCAGGGAGUAGACAGUAAAUAUGUACAAAUGAGGAAAAUUAUCUCAAUGAUUUAGCUUACUGUUUAGAUAUUUUCUUCUUUUUAAACUCAGGAAUAAAGCUGGUUUGUGGAUAACAUAAUGUGGCAAGUAAAGCUAUAAUUUGUGGGUGACUGGAAGCAUCCUUUCAAAUAUGUUUCUUCUAAAGACUUCUAACUUUGUUUUAGUGAGGCAAAGAAACUCCUCAUAUUAAAAAAGCAAAACAAAUAAAAACAUCCAUAAGCUUUUUCUCUAAGAGCGUAGCAUCAGUCUACCAUCCAUCCCAGAGUGUUUCUCGCCUAUAGUAUUUCAACAAUUUUUAUGGGAGAAAAAAAUGCAUGUUUUUUUUUUAUUUCUUUGAAGUGAAUUGAGUUGUUGAAUUCUCAAAUGGGACAAUGUAAAGGGAAGCAUUGGUGUUGGAGACAAGAGCACAGGGCUGUGAACCCUGUUCCAGUGUUGACUUUACUGUGUGACUUUGAGCAAAUGAUUUAACUUCUCUGUGCCUCAGUUUCUCCAUAUACAAAAUGGGGAUAAUGAUAUACCAACCAUUGCCUACCUCAUAGAGCUGUUAUGGGGACAAAUGAGAUAAUAUAGACAAGUACAAUGCUUUGAAGAAAGGUGGAAGAAAGGUGCUAUAUAAAUUAAAGUUGUGUUUUCUUAGUGAUUCAAUUAUUAAUUUAUGUUUAGGGUUUAAAUAAUAGCAAUACUGUAAGUCACAUUAAGAAUAAGUUUCGAUUUGAUGCAUAUUUUCAAUUCUCUUCUGUGGCCAGAUCUUCAUCAUUCAUCCAGUAAUGGUACCUAAGGAACUGAAAUGGAUAUUGUUUUCUGUGUGUCUCUGCCAGUAGUAUUUUAAUUCUAAAUAUUCGGAAAAGGCUGGAGUUUAACUUGUAAUAUCUUAUAGUUUACAUGUAAUGAACCUUAUUCAAGCUGUAUAUAAAAGUAUAAUUACAUGUAAAUAGCAGGUACAUUGUAAUUAAAGGCACUUAUCAAAUUGUCUUUGUUCUUUUUAAAUUGUAAUAAAGGUCGGUUUUAUAUAAAA